GUUAUAUUCGUUGGGUGCAGAUUGAGGAUGACCCAGUGAAAGGAGAUACUGUGCCGACAAAAAGUUAGAAGCCUAAAUUUGCAAGGAUUCAAAUUUCAUUGUCAAAAAUCGGAAAGUCAGAAAAGCAGGAUUUUCUUCCCAAGGUAUCUCAUUUGAAUUUGACAAACCGAGCCAAUUUUUGUUGGAAUACGUGCAUGUAUUUGUGAGAAGCUUUCUUGCCGAAAGUCAGCUCGAAGGCGGAGGGUUUCAUGAGAAAAGAGUAGAAUAUUGAGUUUGUUGUUGUUUGCAGGAAACAAAUAAUGGUGAGAAGUUGCUGGAGCCGUUUGGAGAAGCGGCCUCACUUCUUUAAGGUUUUCCUUCCUGGUUUCAGCUCAGAAUGCCUGAAAAUUCCAAUAGCUUUCUUCAAACAUCUAAAGGAAAGAGCCUCUUGUGUAGUCUCCUUAACAGGUCCAAGUGGGAAUACUUGGCAAGUAAGAUUGGUUUGGAACAUUGACGGCUGGUUUUUCCAAGAUGGUUGGCCAAUGUUCGUGAGAGACCACUCAAUACAAGUGGGUGAUUUUAUUGUCUUCAAAUAUGAUGGUGAGUCACAGUUUAGUGUUAGAAUAUUUGAUAAAAGUGGAUGUGAGAAGCAGGCUGCAUUUUCUGUUAGUUGUAGUCAAGAUACUGGCUUUAUUAUAAAGAAUAAUGGAAAGAAGAGGGGGAGAGAUGUGAUGGAAACAUGUCUUCAAGGUGUGGCAAAGAAAAAUAGAAGCAAAUAUCCUCAAGUUUGUUUAGAGAGAACAACCCAGGAAAGGGCAGUGAAAGCAGAAAUUUUUUAUGAGAACAAUUCUGAGAAAAAGGCUGUGGUUUCUGGAAAAUGCUGUCAAGACACCAAUUCUGUAAGAGAUGACUCAAAACAUAAACAGAACAAUACAGUGGCAACACCUUUCUCAUUAUUGCCUUGUGCGGUAAAGAAAGAGAGAAGGAACUUCUCACCUGCCACUCAUUUAGAGAAUGAAACCAAUAAAACUGUAGUCAUAGUGGAGGAUUCUGAUGAAAGUGCUGAUGACAGAAAAAAGAAACAGAGCAAGACAGUGACAAAAUCUUUUUCAUUUUUGCCUUACGUCACAAAUAACAAGAGAAGGGACUCAUCUGUUAUUCAUUUAGAGAAUGAAACCAAGAAAACUGUUGUCAAAGCCGAAGAUUCUGAUGAAAGUUGUGAUGAGAGUGGUUCUAAGAGGCAUAAUGUAUUUGCUUCUAAAAGACAUAAUGAGUCUGACUUCCUUGGUGACGGAAAGAAACAGGGAAGACCACCAAAGAAGAAAAAAGCUAAGGGAAUGCAUUCUUCUUCAAAUAAAGCCGUUGAAGGUACGCCAAGUUGGAAUGGUGGGGUGAAUACGAAGCAUUAUACAAAAAGUGCAGAAAAUUUACUAAGGGAGUUUAGAGUUUCUGGCCAAUCACCUCAUUUAAAUUGUUCGGAUUUUGUGCCUAGAAAGACUGUACCAGCUAAAUAUUCUUGUAGACGGUCUUUGAUUUCUCAAAGACCCAAAGUCACAAUUGAAGAAGUACAGAAAACAUUUGAUGCAGCUCAUGCUUUUCAGUCAAAAAAUCCUUCUGCUGUAGUAGUUAUGAAGCGUGGCUACGUUUAUGUUGGGUUUUACCUUGCAUUACCAAGUACUUUUAUCAAGGAAUUCCUUCCCAAAAAAAAUCAGGAAAUGAUUUUGUGGGACUUAGAUGAUAAGGCAUGGCCUGUGAAAUAUGUUUAUGCCGAUAAACCAUACUUGAGAGGUGGAUUUAGUGCUGGUUGGGCCAAAUUUUCGAUGGCUAACAAUCUCGAACUGUCCGAUGUUUGUGUGUUUGAGCUUAUCAAGGCAAAAGAAAUGAGAGUUCAUAUUUUCAGGGUGGUAGAAGAGGUCACUCCACCAAUCAAGGCUUAAAAUGACAAAGGCUGUCGAACUUCUUGGUUUUAUAUUUUGAUGCAAGAAAAUCAGUCAAGUGAAUCAGGGGAAGAAAACUGUCUCAAUUUACUAUCAGGAAUUCCAAUCUUAGGCAGCCCAGAAGAAUCUAUCUUCGGCACUGUGCAACAAAAUUGGCCUCUACUCUUUUAUUUUGUUGUACUGGCAUCAACGUUAAUCUGAGACUGGAGGGACAUCACUGUAUCUUCACUCUUAAAGCUCAAUUUUGAUAAUGUUCCUUGGAAACCCAGCUUCUUCAGGCACAGAGGUGCGUUUAUAUACUGCAAUUCGCAUGUGGUUACAUUUGUCGGUGUUACUUGGUUUUAUCAGAACCGUUACCUUUGAGGCAGGGUUAUGAUUUUUCUCUGACAUACUGCGUAUAAAAUGUGAAAGGUUUUUACUGACUAUACCUGGAGAUUAUCUGACAUAGUGAAGGUAGAGCUUUGGCAUUUCCAAUAACUAGAUGCUCCGUAAGAUUAACACCUGGUAAUCUAUAGCCAAUGGAGCUUCACUAAGUGUGGUGUGCUAGAGGAUUUCUUUGUAUACUGUACCCUUGAGAUUUUUUCUCUGUUCUCUGUUACUCUUUAAU
Telopea speciosissima is the source of this 2523-nucleotide messenger RNA. RefSeq names its product B3 domain-containing protein Os11g0197600-like. The coding region runs from base 300 to 1916 and encodes 538 amino acids. Lineage: Eukaryota; Viridiplantae; Streptophyta; Magnoliopsida; Proteales; Proteaceae. The record is from RefSeq and is a predicted model, not a curated record. The transcript is spliced from 5 exons. Gene Ontology annotation, molecular function: DNA binding.